CGUAUCGAUCGGCUUUGCCCUUUUAGCGGUAAUAUUGUUAAGACAUUUGAAGGGAAAAUCGUUUUGGACUUAUUGGCGUUUAAUCGCUGAAUGUGUCGGGUAAGUUAAACAGUACCAGAAGAAGAAGGAAGCGGUCAAGAGUAUUGUUCGAGAUCAAGAUCUUUAAACACAAAGACCUAAUGGAACUGGAAGAAACAACAGUAUCAGUAUGUCCUCAUUGUGGAAAGAGAUUGGGAAGUAAAGAGCAGCUUGUGAAGCACAUAAGAAUCCACACUGAAGAAAAGCCCUUCACCUGCCCUCAGUGUGGAAAGAGUUUCAUAAACAAAAGUCAUCUAGAGCACCACAUUAGAACUCACACUGGAGAAAAGCCAUUCACAUGUGUUCAUUGUGGAAACAGUUUCAGACAAAAAAGUCAUCUCAAGACCCACAUGGGAAUUCACACUAGAGAAAAGACAUUCACAUGUGUUCAGUGUGGAAAGAGUUUCAGACAAAAAAUAACACUUGAGUCUCACAUGAGAAUUCACACUGGAGAAAAGCUGUAUGCAUGUGUUCAGUGUGGAAAGAGUUUCACAAAAAAAAAUACUCUUACGAACCACAUGAUAAUUCACACUGGAGAAAAGCCAUUCACAUGUGUUCAGUGUGGAAAGAGUUUCACACAAAAAAGUUAUCUUAAGAUCCACAUGAGAAUUCACACUGGAGAAAAGCCAUUCACAUGUGUUCAGUGUGGAAAGAGUUUCAGACAAAAAAUAACUCUAGAGGAACACAUGAGAAUUCACACUGGGGAAAAGCUGUAUGCAUGUGUUCAGUGUGGAAAGAGUUUCACAAAAAAAAAUACUCUUACGAACCACAUGAUAAUUCACACAGGAGAAAAGCCAUUCACAUGUGUUCAGUGUGGAAAGAGUUUCACACAAAAAAGUUAUCUUAAGAUCCACAUUAGAACUCACACUGGAGAAAAGCCGUAUCCAUGUGUUCAGUGUGGAAGGAGUUUCAGUCAAAAAAUAACUCUAGGGAACCACAUGAGAAUUCACACUGGAGAAAAGCCGUAUGCAUGUUUUCAGUGUGGAAAGUGUUUCACAUACAAAAGUAUUCUAGAGCAACACAUGAGAACUCACACUGGGGAGCGUCCAUACACAUGUGUUCAGUGUGGAAAGAGUUUCACAAAAGAAAAAGUUCUUGAGAAACACAUGAGAGUUCACACUGUCUAGCUUUCCUGUAGCUCAGUGGUAAGAGCAUUGUGUUAACAGCGCAAGGUGCGGGUUUGAUCCCAGGGGAUUGCAAAUACCUAUGUAAAAUGUAUAGGAUAAAGCAAUGUAAGUCGCUUUGGAUAAAAGCAUAUGUCAAAUGCCUAAAUGUAAAUGUAAUGUUUGAGAUUGUCUUUACAGAUGUGAGUCUUUAAAUGUUCUUUUCACACAGAAGCUCACAGCUGAAAUACUGUCUGUGUUCUGUUCCUGUGUCACUUCUGAAAACCAU
Triplophysa dalaica is the source of this 1470-nucleotide messenger RNA. Its product is annotated as gastrula zinc finger protein XlCGF8.2DB-like. Bases 180 to 1205 code for a protein of 341 amino acids. The record is from RefSeq and is a predicted model, not a curated record. Lineage: Eukaryota; Metazoa; Chordata; Actinopteri; Cypriniformes; Nemacheilidae. The transcript has 2 exons.